Messenger RNA from Rhipicephalus sanguineus (brown dog tick), 2562 nucleotides. RefSeq lists its product as uncharacterized. Bases 1 to 2046 code for a protein of 681 amino acids. The transcript has a single exon. The record is from RefSeq and is a predicted model, not a curated record. NCBI's taxonomy places the organism in Eukaryota, Metazoa, Arthropoda, Arachnida, Ixodida, Ixodidae.
AUGUCACUUCUAAACUACCAGACUCCAUGCACGAGCAGCGAGGGUCGUCUGUGCAAUGUCUUCGCAGACCUUUCCCAGUGGAACCCGUUCUUCUGGCAGGUGGGACUCCAACUGAGGGAAUGUGCUCCGGGCGAACUGUCUCUCGUAGAAGUGCGUCACGCGGGCAUUCAACCGAGUGUAUUGGAAAAGAAGGAGGCCGCAACUAUACUGUGCCAAUUGCUAUCGCAUCACCGCUGCAUCGUUUCAGUGCACCUGAAUGGCCACAUAUUCAGUGGUCACCACGAACUCAUAUGCGACGCUUUGCGCAACAGCCCGACCCUUAGAAAGCUCAAGUUGUGCCGACUGUACACGAAUAUGAACUCUUUGCAGAGCUUCAUAGCAGCGCUUCCGCAUCUGAACCGACUGCAAGAGCUUGAGUUCAGCCACGUAGUUUUCGGUCGCAGAUUUCUCGAUGGUCUCUCCGAGUUCCUGCCUAGCACACGGUCACUGACGGCACUCACCAUGCCCGACCUGGGAAUUGAGGGCGAGCACGCGGUCGUCGUCCUCCAAGGACUCAGACAGAACGUAACAAUCUCGGCGCUGUCGCUCCGCAUGAGUCUUCUCAACGCCGUCUCGUCCCAGUGUGGCGACAUUUUCUCCGACUACUUGAGGUGCAACCAGACUCUGCGCAGCCUAACAAUUACGUCAUGCACUCGCUUCAGCUUCAGCGAUCUUCGUCCGGUCUUCGGGGCGCUACUGUACAACAACCACCUCUCCGAUCUGUGCCUGAUCGGAAUUUCACUAGAUAUGCUGAACAUGAAAAUUCUCACAGAUAUGCUCAGUCGAAACCGGGGCCUAAGAAAGUUCCACCUGGUCAAUUACGACCGCUGCAUGAACAUCUAUAUGCCUGUAUUUUCUAGCGAAUCAAGCCUGAACUCUUUGUGGUUGUCGGUACUCGCCGAAAACAAUACGUUGGAGGAGCUGACCAUGGACCUGUCGUGGAUGAAGCCGGAAGAUUGCAGUGCCUUCUUCCAGGCUCUCGCGUGUAACACGUCCUUGAAGAAGAUCAAUGUCCCGGCAUUCAUGAAAAACAAUGUGGCCCAGAUAUGCCGUGCACUUCGGGACACGGGAGUUGCGGAGCGUUUCUUCGUCGGCGAGCACCGCGUCUUGGGGGACACCGCUGUGGCACUCCCGGAGUGCAAGGCACUGUCCCGCAUCAGACUAUACCGGGGCACCGGCGAUGAAGUCGAGCCGCUGCAAAUCGCACUGUGUCUGUUGCCGAAGUGCAGUCACGUGAAGUCCCUGUGUAUCGAGAUGACUGGGCUGACGUUCAACGGCAACGUGAGCUCCUUGAUUGCGCAGUACGUCACCGACACGAGGGUGCUUAGAGAGCUGCGGCUGGAGUUGUUCUUCGGAACUCAGCGUUCCGUCGACGACUCCGAAUUGGCGCUGCUUCAAGCGCUGUCCAACAACAAGAGCAUACGCAGUCUGUCACUUACGGGCUUCUACAUCACCGAUGGCGAGACUCGGAUUCUGGUGGAGACGUUACAGUCUAGCCAUACGCUAUGCCGACUGUCCUUUUACCCGAGCAACAUCCAUGCGACCACCUGGCUUAUCGAAACGCUGUCACCGGACAUCUCAAGCAACUACAUGCUCCUCGACAUGAGCACUAGCUGGUACGAGCGACUCUGCGGCGGCUGGUACCCCAUCAACGACGUCGUGCGUCGCAACAACUCGCUGGUGACGCGGGCGGCGCACUUCGUCAUGGGAACGAGGUACAAGUACUGCGCUACAGCUGCCGAGCUAAUGCAGUUCAACCCCGGACUUGUGGAAAAGAUUCAAGAACUCGAUUCGAUCGACGAAGACGAGGCCUUGUCGCGAAUCAAAGCCAGCCUGACAAGCUUCACUGAAUUGGAUGACUUCAUGUGCCUCGCAGGGGUCGUCAAGGACACGGUGAGUUGCCACAGGCGCGACGACGGUCAGAUGCAGUUCGUCGAUCUCACUCGUGACUGCUGGUUGCACAUACGGCAGUAUCUGAACAUGGGCCACAUCUUGGAUCAAAAGUAAGCGCGGAAUCUUGUGUUCUUUUUUGUUUUGUUUUUUACGAAACGUCGACGUAUCUUCGGUGUUUUUUCUCGGCAGGACUGCGCAGCUUUCUGUGUGCAUGUAACAUUUACUGACGACUUCUGCUCGGGGUGAUGUUUUGGAAGUUUUGCGACAAGAGUUGCCUACGAAAGCGUCAUUUUUCUUCUCAUUGGGUUAUAUUGAGCCAGAUAGCUUUCAAAGCAGUUUCGAUUUCACUGUGCGUGUAAGCCGUAGCAGUGGUGAUGUAAAUGUAGUCGAUAUUGUCCUGGCAUUCGGCAGGUUUACGGGAGCGGAACUUGGCCAGCAGUGUCUCCUCAUUGACCGGCUGUAGUCGCGUGGCAUAGUGCCGGCAUCCUGUAGCAAAACGCGCUGUGCCGGCGUUACAAGUAUCUGGCUGAAUGUAGCGAGGUUGGGGUUUGACCGACAGUUUGCUUUCGCGAGCUUCCGACCGUCAUUUCAACAACUUUGAUGUAGCGCGAAAGGACACGGCGCGUGUGU